Messenger RNA from Thunnus maccoyii (southern bluefin tuna), 15603 nucleotides. It is a transcript of the gene hydin, whose product is annotated as HYDIN axonemal central pair apparatus protein. The record is from RefSeq and is a predicted model, not a curated record. Bases 134 to 15292 code for a protein of 5052 amino acids. Gene Ontology annotation, biological process: axonemal central apparatus assembly; cilium movement. Lineage: Eukaryota; Metazoa; Chordata; Actinopteri; Scombriformes; Scombridae. The transcript is spliced from 93 exons. Gene Ontology annotation, cellular component: axoneme.
GCGUUGCCACAGCAACAAACCACAACUAAGUUGUGAAGUUGACUUGAGCGCUCAUGACUGAGUAGAAAAGCUUCAUGUAUUCCAUCGUUUAUUCAUUUACGGAGUGCUGAAUUUUCUCCACAGCAUAUUGAAAAUGACAGCCAUCCAGAUCCCAUCAACAACAAAGUGGCAGAAGACCAAAGUGUCUCUGCCCUGCAAUCCUAAACUUGUCCUAAAGGACGACAGACCAAGAAGAAGGGUGACUCCGUCUGUUUACACCCAGGAGAUGUUACAGUCUACAGAGGAGCGCCUGGCUAACACCAACAAGAUGCAUCCACCCCGCAUACUGGAACAGCUAGACAUGAGCAACACCACGCAUCACGAAGUAAAUUUGUCUUUGGUGGACGUGGAUCAGGCGCUUUUCCAGCCCUACCCAUCUGAGCUGGUCUUCCAGAACUUCACUCCUGCACAGACCUACAAGUUACCUCUUCGCCUCUUCAACAAGGACAAGGUUUCACGGCACAUGAAGCUGGAGCUGCAGGACUCAGAAUAUUUCAGUGUGGUUGGUGCAGAGGAUGCAGGGAACAAAGUUGCACCAGGGCUGACUGCCAGUUUCACUGUCUUCUUCACCCCACACGAGAACAAGGACUACCACCACGGACUGGUUUGUGUGACAGAGAGGGAGCGGUUUGAGAUCCCAAUUCGUGCCACUGGGCCACGGGCCAUUCUUGACUUUCGCGAUGAGCUCUAUUUACCAGUCUGUCCAGUGAAAGCCUCCACACAGAGGACUCAGCUAGUCCGCAACAUAGGGAAUGGAAAAGCCAUGUUCAAACUUCACACACAGAGGCCUUUUUCAGUAACGCCCUCUUCUGGGACUCUUGAUGUUGGCGAGAGCAUGCAGGUGACUGUGGAUUUCAACCCCAUGACCACAGGAGACCACAGGCAGGACCUGCUGCUGCACUACCACACUGGUGAAGAUGUAUACAUCAGCCUGUACGGGGCUUGUGAGGAACUGAGCAUCAAUCUUGAGCCUGACUCUAUCCUGUUGAAGAAGACUUACAUCUCCCUAGCCAACGUGCACAAGGUGUCCCUCUCCAACAGCAGUGAUAUCCCUCUACAAUACAAUUGGACGAUAUGGGCCAGCCAGCAAGAGGAGGACCUGUGCUUAUUGAGGGAUAGCUCAGUGCUCCGGCAGAAAGAGGAGGAGGAGAAGGAGCAGUUGCUCCUUCAGAGCGAGUCUGACCCCACAGUGAACCAUUGCCUCCCGCUGAUGUCCAGAGCCCUCCAGGAACACAGAAGCAAGGCUACAAAGAACCACCUGCUUGCCCUCUCAGACAACUGCUUAACUGUGGAACCAGCGGAGGGUGAAAUAUGGCCCAACACCACGGCACACUUCAUCAUUGUCUUCAAGCCAGAGGAGGCCAAACUAUACCAACAAACCAUAUACUGUGAUGUCACAGGCUGUGAAUCUCGCUUACCUCUGACAAUCAAAGGUGAGGGCAUGGGACCUAAACUCGAGCUCAACUAUAACCUGUUGGACAUGAAAAACGUAUUCAUUGAUGACAAAGAUUGUUACGAGGUGCUGUUGUCCAACCGAGGGCUUACUGAUGCCCCGUUCAGGCUGUCAAGCCCCAACACCACUUUCGGCCGCUGUUUCUCCUUCAGUCCUGAGGAAGGUGUUGUUCCCUCUGGGGCCUGCCAGAUUGUGGAAGUCACCUUCCACAGUUGCAUCUUGGGAACUUUCUCUGAGGACUUGCUGCUAGCUGUCACAGGACAGCCUCAACCACUUACCUUGACAUUCAGGGGUUGCGUUAUUGGUCCCACUUUCCACUUCAAUGUUUCAGAGCUCAAUUUUGGAGAUGUAGGCUUUGGUUUCCCACAUACAUCGAUUUGCACCCUCUUCAACACGUCCCUGGUCCCUAUGACCUUUGCCCUGCGUGUCCUGGGAGACGGGUUGGGGACUCCCAGUGUGACCAGUGCCAAGCAGUUGUCUGAAUUUUUCAGGAACGAUUGGCAAGGCAGUGCUGCUAGAGACCUUCAUGCAAGGCCUGUUGAGUUCACAGUCAGUCCUGCUGCAGGCUCUGUGCGUGCCAUGUCAGAUGUCACCAUUAAGGUGACGCUGUGCUCCAACACAGUCAGAAGGUACAGGCUGGCUCUGGUGGUGGAUGUUGAGGGUGUUGGGGAGGAGAUCAUGACUCUGCCUAUCAAUGCCAGGUGUGUUGUACCUGAGAUUGUUGUGGAGACUCCAGUGUUGGACUUUCAAAGGUGUUUCCUUAAUCACCCUUACAUACGGCAAGUGCAGCUGACCAACAACAGUGAUCUGCCUGCCUGCUACGGCAUGCUGGACCAGGAAUAUGAAGAGAGUCCAUCACUGCUUUUUGGCAGUUCUGUACCUGGAGGAUUGAUUGCUCCUCACAGUUCAGAGGAGCUUCCCGUGUUUCUGUUGGCUAAGGCUGUCGGAAAGCUGCAUCACACUCUACGCAUUGCUGUGUUCGGCAGUGUCCAUCCGCCCCUGGAAGUUGUCUUGUCCUGUAUCGGACAGGGUCCAAUAGUUCAUGUUAAGAGUCGACAGCUGGAUUUCGGCAGAAUCCCGGUUCUGACAGACAUUACUAGAGCCCUGCACUUGUCAAACCAGUCACCUAUCCCAGCCCACUUUACAGCUCGCAUGAGCCAUGGAAGGUCCCCUUGGCGUGUUGAGCCCAGUGAGGGUGAAGUGCCACCAGAAGGCCAGCUGGAGCUCAGGGUAGUGGCACACUUGAAGGACACGCUCUUCUUCCAGGAAAAGCUGGAAGUGUCCAUCCAGGACAAUCAAACACACACUAUCGCUCUCUCUGCGACAGGAACUGGCACCACGGUUGUUAGUGAUAGGCCUUUUGCCCCCAGUCUUGACCUGGGCACACACUUCAGCCAUGGGUCAUGCCAGUACCACUUCAAGCUGACCAACCAUGGCCAGCGGAUACACCGGAUGUACUGGAGGACAGAUGGCUUCUUGCCCUCCACAAAAACCCGCAAGGGUGAAAUCUCGUCUGGUCGAACCUUCCUGCCCGCCAUCCAUACUACAAGGAAGAGGGACACUCCGGGCCAUGGAUCCCUGACGUCUUCUCCCACAGUCAAGCCAGUGUUCAGCCUCAGCCCUUCUCGUGUGGAGCUUUUCCCAGGCUGCUCCGUUGACAUGGUGCUGACAGCAUCUUCAGACUCCCCCAAAGUUGUACGGGAGCAUCUGGUGUGCCAUGGCAUUGUGGGUCACCAGGGCAGUUACGAGCGCAUCAUGUCUGUAGAUGUAACCUGUCGCUUUGUGGCUCCUCUGCUCAGCAUUUCUUCCAAGCGGCUGAACUUCCACAUAGAGAAGGUCCCAGGAAAGAGUCUUGUUCCCAUAUAUGACAAGCUGGUCUUAAAAAACGUGUCACUUCUGUCUCUAUCCAUGGAGAUCUCUCUCGUAGAACCUUUCUCUCUGUGUGAGGCCCAGGGAGCCCAUAGCUCAGCUACCACUAAGUCCAUGGUUUUAGGUAACGGGAAGCAGGCUGAGUUGUGGGUGUGCUUUAAUCCAUCUUACUGUGAGGAUCGGGUGUCACGAGUCGUUGAUGAGUACCUUGACGUGCACUACCAGGGACACCCACAGCAAGACAUGGUGGAGCUGCACGCCGAGGUCCACUUCCCCAACCUCCACUUCUCCUCCACCUUAGUGGAUUUUGGCUGUGUGCUCAACUGUACCGAGACUCGCAGAGAACUCACAAUCAGCAACUGCUCCCCCCUGCCCGUGUUCUACCGCUGGGCUUUUCUGGUGGACCAGAAACACUGUGCCAUCAGAGAGACAGAGGUGAAUAAACUGUUGCUGGAGGAAGAGGUGGAACAGGAAAAUUCAAUAAAUGAGACUGAAGAGAGAAGGGUUUCCUCUAGAAAGCGUCCUCCCACCUUUUCAGCUACCCUCAGUCCCAGGCCUGGUGCACAAGAACAGAACGACACACAGUGCUCUGCGUAUGUGGAAGAGGUGUUUGAUGUCUUGCCAAUCUAUGGUCAGCUACAACCCGGGGACCAGCAGCUGGUCACAUUCUACUUCUACGGCCAUGAAUAUGUCAGCCAAGAGGUGGUAGCACAGUGCCAGGUGGAGGAGGGGCCCAUAUAUGAGAUCAAACUCAGAGGAGAAGCAUCAGAAGUUAGCUACAGCCUUGACUCUGCCAUCGUCGACUUUGGUCCGCAGCUGUUUGAUCAUGUAGGGGAAGCUAAGGUGAUCCUGAGGAAUACUGGCAAGGUUGGCUUCAAAUUUCGCAUCGAACAGCCUCAAAAGGAGGAGGAGGAGGAGGAGGAGGAGGAGGGAGAUAAGGAGGCAGGGGGACAGGAGAAGGUCCCAGAGAAAGACAAGCAGCAGCCUGAUGCAAGGCAGGAAAAAGAUAAUGAGCUAAAUGAGGAAGGUCAGGAGGUCAGACCUGGCCUGCCCAUAGUCAUCCCCCCUGUGGGUUAUGUUGAUGCCAACAUGGAGCAAUGCCUGCGUGUGCUCUACCUCCCCGGCAUCCCUGAGGUGUUUGAGAAGCGGCUUCAGCUGGAGGUGGCUCACCUACCAGCCCAGGACAUCACACUGACUGGAGAGGGAGUGUUCCCGAGGAUAAGCCUCAAUUUGCCACGAAACUUGUCGGACGAAUGCUACAGUGAUGUGGUGCAGCAGGCCAGAACAGCUGUGGAGGCAAAUAGAUUGAGAGAAGAAGUUUUGAAUGGAAUCACCACUGGUGGAGGAGCAACAACAGAGGCCACCUGCACCCUGAAAUAUGAGGAGCUGCUUCACAUGGAGAUUGAGAGAACAUUGGUCAAAGAAAAUGCUCUUGCUGUGUCGGGUAGCCUGAUAGAGCUCAGAGACUCACAAGAUUCCUCCAGAAAGUGGCACAAACUUAGCAAGUUCCAGCUCCCAGAGUAUGUUUUGGAUUUUGGUUAUGUCAUUCCUGGUAAAGUCCUCAGUCACACUGUAAAUGUCACCAACACUGGGUCAGUGGCUGUGUCCUUCUGUGCAAAGCGCAAACCUCUCUCUGGCACAGGUUUCAGUGUAGAAUUUGAAAGAGUGAAGAACCUUCCCUGCGGUGAGACACAGACUUUCACAGUGAAAUUUGAUUCCCAAGGAGCCAACCUGCAGAUGGGGGGCAUAAGUGUUGUCAUGCCAAUACAGGUCACAGGUGGCCCAGUGGUGCAGGUGCGGCUGAGUGCAGUUGUGACUGUACCGACCGUUACUGUUUCCACGGAUACACUGCAGUUUGACACUGUACAGUGUGGCAUGUGUCAGAUCAAGACUAUAAAGCUGUUGAAUCAUGAGUCUGUGCCCUGCAACUGGAGCAUAGUUGAGGAGGUGAAGCCUCUCAAAAAGGUUGACAAGUUCCUGCCUCUCUACACGCGUAAAAAGGUGUUGCAGGAGCAGCGGCCUCCUCUGGCGGUAUUUGAAAUGGUUCCUUGCUCUGGCAUGCUUUCCCACGGUGAAAAGGUCAAUGUCCAGGUCAAGUUCAGCCCUGCUGAGGGGUGUGCUUACAACAGGCAGCUAGUGGUCCGUGUGGCUGAGGGCACCCAGCAGGUGUUCAUUACAGCUCAGGGGCAGGGUGAGGAGCCACAACUCGAGUUUUGCCCGUCAGUGGUGGAGCUGGCGCCUUGCCGGCCUGUCAGCACGGACGUGGAAGCCACAGUCACAGUCAAAAACCCCUGCUCUUUCCCCGUUGAAUUCUACUCCCUGGAGUUCGACACACAGUAUCUCGAGGAAGAAGAGAUCCUGCGUCUGAUGCAGGGUUAUGAUGAGAACAAUGUGCUGCUGCUGCCUCCCAGGGCCCCUGGAGAAAGUCUUCCCACAGAACUGCUCGACUACUACAAAGAGCACUGCUCCCAACUGAAAGAUGAUGAGCUGAAGGAAGACUUUGAUGAAAAAGAAGCUGGGAAGGGUGAAACACAGGAGGAAGAAAAGAGAUUGAGACGAAGCGAUUCCCUCCCACCAGACAGCAAGGAGGGAAAAAAACACACAACUGUGGACCGAGCUGAACUGCUUCUUUCAGAGAUGGCCAAAGAUGGAAGCCAUGGGAGACUGGGACACCUAGAGAUGACCCCUGUCUCCAGAGCAAUCGCCCGCCACAUGGGUGUUGACCUGUCACCUGAGGGUCUGGCUGCACGCAACCGCAGAGGCAUUGCUAUUAUUGUGUAUGGAGCCCCACUGACAGGUAAGAGCAGCACAGCAGCUGCUCUGGGACAUCACUACGGAGGAGCGUGCCUGAGUGUUGAUGCUGUGUUUACAGAUGUGCUGAUAAAUGGCACUUCACCUGUUAGUCUGACAGCAAGACAAUUGUAUGACAGUGCUGCUGCUGAGUAUGCUCAGAGGAAGGCUGAGGAGGCUGCUCAGGCCUGUGAAGAUACCACAGCACCAGGACCUGCAGCAACUAUUGAAACCACAGAUCCAGCUCCAAAUUCAGCUCCUGUAGAGGUUCUUGUGAAACCUAGCGAGGACAGCUGCAGUAGAAAUGACUCCAAGGAACUUCAGGACACUGAAAGCACGCAUGUUGCCCAUUGCCUGGGAGUAGAUGGGACCACACUCAGCAAUCUCUUACCUGAGCAGCUGCUGGUUGAUAUCCUGGCGGAGAGAUUACAGUUAAGUGACUGUUACCGUGGCGUAGUGAUUGAUGGCCUGGAGUCGGUGUACACUCAAUCAGUGGCAAGCACGCUGCAAGUUGUCCUCAAGGCCCUUAAUAACCGGAAACACAUCUACGUAGUCAACUUGUCAGACUCCUACACUGCCCUGAAGGCACGAGAGAGAGCUCAACGAGAAGCUGAGGAGGCCCUGCAGAAAGAGAAAGCCGACAAGGAGGAGCAGUGGCUGCAGGAGCUGGAUGAGGAGGAGUAUGAUGCUCUACCAGAGGAGGAGAAGGAACGUAUUGCUCAGCGACACAGAGAGCAGAAACUCAGGGAGCUUGAGCGAAUAGUGAAAAAGCAAGAGGAGAAGAGGCAACAGGAGGACAUGAAGAGACUACAAGAAGAGGAGCUGAAGAAGAAGAGCAAAAAGGAAAAAGGAAAGAAGGAUACUAAAGAAGGGUUGAGGAAAAAGAGCUUGCUGGAGAUGAAGCAGAGUACAGAAAAUAUGGAGAUGAAGGGACUGACAGAAGAGGAAGGAGAGCUGAAGAAAAGCAAAAUGGGUGUAGAGAGAGAUACUAAAGAAGUGUCAGGAAAGAAAGACGUGCAUGGGGAAAAGCAGUCAACAGCUGCAAUGGAUGGUCGUCGGAUGUCUCCUUGUAACAACUCUAAAGAAUCACUAGUGGACUCAAGAGAACAACGCAAUUUGAAUGAAGGUGCCAACAAAUCACAUCAAAGCAAAGAGGCUGAUCAUUCACUUAAGAAGAUAGAAGAAACCAAUGGAAACCGACAUACACCAGAGUCUCCUCAACCGGCAGACAAGCCAGAGGGAGAAAUGUCUGGUGUGGAUGAGCUGCAGUGUCAGUUCAGUGCGUAUGAGCAGAGCCAGGCCCAGGUGGAACACAUUCUGCAGAACUGGGACCGGGCUCAGGGCGUGUUGCUGGUUCCACUUCCGAGUGAAGAGGCCCCAGUGGCUACAGAGGAUGUCCCAACAGAGAAACAGACUCCUGUUGGCAAGAGGGCCAAAAAAGCCAGCAACAAGGUCCUGUCUCCAAUGCCUAGCCAGAUGGCACCACCAGCUGAAGCAGAAAAAGCAGGAGACAAGGUGUCUCCACCGAAUAUCACCCCUCAUAUUGUACUGAACGUAACAGGCAAAGACUAUCCAAGUGCCACUGAGCUGCUCAAGGGCAACACCCUGCCUCCCCUGGAGGAGGUGUUGGAUGAUUUAGGGUUGGGACCUAGUGGCCCACCCAUCCCUCCUCCCAUCACCUUUUCUAUGGUUCCUUUCCCCAAAGACAGGGUGCAAUGUAACAGUCAACUGGCUUGCGACUGUUUCACCUUUUUGAGUCCUUCUGGGACAGAUGAACAGGGUGAUGAGAAGAAAGAGUCAGAGGAAGAUGUACAAGCAUCAGCGGUAAAGGAGGAGGCCGUUGCAACUUCUAAAAGUCGCAUCAAGGGCAGCACCAAGGAAGUAACAAAGGACAAAGAUAAAAAGAGCAGAGAGAGUCAGAGGAGCAAGAGACGAACGUCAGCCAAGACAAAAGCAAAGGGAUCAGACAGGUCUCGCUCACCUCCUUUAUAUGUCUCCUCCAUGUCUGACUGCAUCAAACAAGACCAACACCAAGCGAGCUUAGAGCUGAAACGCAACCAGAGCCUGAUGACAUUUCGCUGGGUUGUUCCAGCCAAUGGCAAAGUGGUUAUGAAGAUAUGGUUCUACUCAGAGACUCCAGGGAAGUUUGAACAGAUCUUCAACUUUGAGCUACUUGGGACCCAGAGACGCUACCAGCUGCCCUGUAGAGGAAUGUGUACAUAUCCUUCCAUCUGCAAAGACUACAAAACUCUUUUUAGCUUCAGUAGAAAGGUGCCGAAAAUGGAAGAAGGGCUCCAGAAGAUUUACGUAGUCAAGCCUGGAUUCUUUGAGUUUGGACCAUUACUCUGUAGCAAGACCAGAGACAGAUACAAGGAAAAUAAGUACCCAGAGAACAGAGAGAGACUAGUGAUCAAAAACAAUUCAGGUCUGGAGGCUGAGGUUCAGUUCCGUUUCCAGCAUGAUACUCAGGCCACCACAUAUCUGCUGGACCCUCCAACCAUGACUCUCAAACCUGACCAGAGACAGGAGUUGACAGUUUGGGCUUAUCCAACAAAAGUGGGACAAAUCAAGGACAGCAUUGUGUGCUGUAUCAAGGACAAUCCAGAGCUUGUCAUCAUUAACCUCUCCUGCUGGGGAGUUCGGCCAGAGCUGGAGCUAGAAAGCAAGCAUUUGUUUUUUGACAGGAUUUUGCUGCACAGACGAGACAGCCGUAGUGUGACACUCCACAACAAGACAGCUCUGCCGGUAUCCUGGAGACUGCAGGGUGUGGAGGAGUUGGGUGAUGAGUUCAGUGUGCCUCAGGAUGAGGGCAUCAUCUCACCCAACUCCUCUUUCCUCCUGAGCUUGCACUUCAGGGCCAGGAAGCCACUCCACAUUAAGAAGAUUUUACGUCUGGAAGUUUCCGAUGUAGAGAAGAUUCUUGGCGUUGUGCACACAGAAAACAUACAGGUCACCGCAGAAGCCUAUGAUAUAGCUCUGGAUAUCACACCAGAUGGCUGUCUGGACUUCGGAACCAUUAAAGUCUUUGAGGAAGCAAAGUUGUCCCUCAGGAUGAAAAACCAAGGAAAAUAUGACAUAGCCUACAGGUUUACACUUGAGCGGACAGACCCAAGCCAGCCUAACCUUGACUCCAUUUUCACUGUGUCCCCCAAAAGUGGGAUUCUAAUGCCCCACAAAAAACCCACAACAGUGCAGAUCGUCUGCAAACCCAUGAUGGAACUCUCUCUUAGAGAGCAACCUGUCCUGCCUUGCCAGGUGAUUGAACCCAGCAUCGGGGAUGGAGGAGAAACUAUAGCCAUUCUAGCCAUCAAGGUUUCAGUCCAGUCCGUCUUCUCCAGGUAUAAGAUCAUACCUGCAUGUGACAUCAACUUUGGUCCAGUGGUCUACGGCUGCAAGAAAAGCCAGAGCUUCACUAUUGAGAAUACUGGAGUUUUUGAGACCCGUUUCACCAUCUGCUGUAUGAUCACAGACACUGACCCACCAGGGAGGCCAGGAGCUCCAAAUAAGAAGAUACCUCCAGAGAGCCAUUCAGGGAGGCCCACUGGUGCUGGUAGCAAAGUGAGAGAGUCCUUCCCCAGAGACAUAGGCAUUACACAGAAUCGCCUCACCAUGGGGGUGUUCUCAGUGUCUCCUUGCACAGGAACCCUGCAGCCAGGCUCUCAGCAGGUGGUGACAGUUGACUGCAUAGCUGAACAGCUAGGCCAUUGGAACCAGGGUUUGCUCAUUGACAUCAGUGACCGUGACCCCUCAGACCAGCCUGAGGGCAUACCAUACAGACUGCUGGCUGAAGUCUGCAAGCCAGGCAUAGUGUUAGACAUGGCCUCCAUCUUUGAGGAGCACCAUGUGUGUCACAACAGCAGUCAGCUCUCCUCUGAGCAGUUUCGCAAUGCUGAAGGCAUUUACAUCCUGGAAGAAAACAAAUUUAUUUUCAACAAAGUCCUGGUGGGGCGAACUGCUCAUGCUCGCUUCAAACUCAUCAACCACAGCAAGGUGCCCUGCGUGCUCAGCUUGGCCAUCAAAUAUGUUGGCGUGAAGGUGUCGCGCAACCUGGAUGUUUUUGAUUUGUCUGCCACGGCAGUGUCCGUUCCCAGCCAGUCACACUCAUUCGCUGUGGUCACCUUCACACCCCAGACGAUGCAACUCUACAGUGCAGUGUUUGAAGCCACACUGGAGGGAACCAACAGAAUGACACCCACAUUCAAGAGCAAGGUGCUGGAGUUUGACCUAAUCGGCGAGGGCUCUCUGCCCAGUGUGUGUGUGGUGCGUCCAGCACUGAGGAACAGUGGAGGAAGCCCAAUGCUGCAGUUCAGACGGGUAUUGGUAGGUCGGAGACAUACCCUGCGCUUGGUGCUGCUAAAUGAUGGAAAUGUCUCAGCAAAGGUCCAGAUUGACAUGCUGGAUAAACAUGGAGUGUUUGCCCUCAAAGCUGGCCCUGGCAACACUUGCAGCUCCAUCAACUCCACACGACUUGAGGGCUCCACUGACCCUGAGCAUCAGUUGGUGCACAGAGCCACCCUGAGGCUGGAGGUUAACGAGGAGGUGGAGUUUGAGGUCAGCUUCUGUUCUGAUAAGCCCCUGAGUGUCAAGGCCAAGAUAUCACUGCAGGUGGAGGGCAACCAGUACAGCAGUACCAUAAUACGAGUGACUGGAGAAGCUUACCAGGAAAUUGUCUCACUGGACAACAUUAGCAGAUCACUGCGGGAAACGGAUCAGGAAGAUGAUGAGAAAGGAAAUUAUGAAGUGCUGAAUUUUGGUGACUGCCAUGUAGAUUGCCCGUACCAAGAGAGUUUCACUAUGAUCAACCACAGCAGCAGCCAGGUGGUGAGGUUUGAGUGGCCACCUGCUGGAUCCCAUGUCUUCUUUUCACCACAGGUAGGACACCUGCACGCUGGCUGUUCGAAGGACGUGACUGUCACCUUCUGCUCCAGUCAGCCAGUGACUCUGACCAGCCAGCCAAUGAGAUGCAAGGUUUGUCAGAUUGAGUUCCAGCAGCCACUGGAACAGGUGGCUGACUGGGAUGACCGACAGAGGACAGUACAGUGGCUGAGUGCCUCAAAGCAGGCUUCAGGAGCACAACCUGUGAAGAAUAAGGUGAUAAAGACAGAUCCUGAGCCAUGCUGCUCUGUGGUUGAGGGCUCGCAGUGGGAGCUGGAAUUGCACAUUAACGCAGUUUGUGACUACGUCAAGUUCAUCUGCAACACAGACGCUAUCCACUUCAAAGACACCAUGCUUUACCAAACCAGGCUCCACCAACUGGAGAUAGUGAAUCAGGGCAAUGUGAAACUGGAAUUCUCCUGGCAAGUCCUCAUGGAUCCAAGCAGCAACAGUUUCAACCAAAACCAAGGAGAUCGGACCCUCACCUCUCGGCCUGGCAGCAGGUCAGCAGGAGUGUUGACUGGAGCCCGUCCUGCCAGUGCUCUGGCCAGCGUGAUGUCUCUUCUGAUGGGCAACCCUGAGCUGCCACCCUUCAGUGUGGAACCCAGCAUCGGGGCUGUUGAGCCCGGUGCCAUGCAGAAUUUCAGUGUUUGCUUUUCACCUUUGGAGGUGGCCCAGUUCCAGGGCAGGCUGCUCUGCAAUGUCCCUAACUUGCAGGAUGGGGAUCAGGCUCCCUGUAUCUCGUUGUGUGGCCACAGCCUGCUGCCCCACUGCCACUUUGACCUCCAGGACUCAGACUACAUUAGUGGGAACCGCCGCAAUCCUGAGUUCAGGGAUCCUUUGGACCCUAACACCAGGGUCAUAGAGUUCAACGUUUUGGGCCUCUCUGCACCGACAAAAAGAUGUUUUAGUGUGGUGAACCCAACCAGUAAACCCUACUCAUACAAGUGGAAGUGUGAAGACACAGGUGGCAGCCCGUUCCACUGCCUCGCCCCAUGUGGCACCAUUCUGCCUGGGAAGAAGGUGGAAGUGCAUUUUGAAUAUGUGGCUGAGCAGCUGGAUGUGGUGGAGUCAUUCUGGAGCUUCACGAUUGAGUCUCUGUCACUGUCUGUUCCCUUCCUGUGUGUGGGCACCGGUAGAGAACCACUUGUCUAUCUUGACAAACCUCACCUUGAUUUGGGAGAACUGCUUGUUGGUCGUAAAGUGGAGCAGACAGUGGAUCUGGUGAAUGCAGAAGAGGAGCCCUUCCACUUCUCUGUUCUGCAGUCAUCUCUUCUCUGUGAAGACCAGCAGUCCAGCCUUGUUUUGCAGCCCAUGACUGGCACAGUGGCAUCCAAAGACAGGUUGUCAUUAUCAGUGUCCUUCACACCUUGCUGGGAGGGCUACGUGAGCUUCAGAUUGGUUCUGAGGGUAAAGAGGAAGUCAGAGCCACUGGCACUCACUGUUAAGGCUGAAUGUUUCAUCAUGAGCACUUCUGUUCAAGUUGAAAGUCCAGAUGGAGGCCUCAGAGAGAUCAGCCCUGACCUCCUGGAUACUUUGGAUUUCGGAAAGGUGGGCAUUUCAGAGCAAGUCACCUUUAACAUCCUGGUAUCCAGCCUGGCGAGAUUCAACCUGGAGGUGAACUUUGACCUAGCAGGUCCCAGUGAGCUGCUGCAACAUUUAGAGGCAAAACCACAAAAUGCUACUAUUGAGGUUGGGAAACAGCUGCAAUCGUCGCUCUUCUUUUGUCCCCGGAACAUUUGCAACCUCCAGGACGUCAAACUGAGUAUCAAGGUAAAGCAUGGGCCAACAUUUACCUUUGCUAUCAAAGGUAGGUCUGUGGCACCCAGCCUUGAAUUCUCCUUCACCAAGUACAACUUUGGCAAGUGCUUCCUGUACUGUCCUGGCAUGGUGCCAGCCUCCAAGACUCUGGUAAUCAGCAACAAAGGCCAAAGGGACAUCAGUGUCCAGUGCCAGUUCAGGAACAGCUCUUACCUGGAGAUGGACUUCCAACCAGAUAUUUUGUCCCCUGGUGCUGCGAUGGAGGUACCAGUCACCUUCUAUCCCCGUGAGCCAUGCCGUUACCAUGAAAAGCUGACCUUCAUCUUAAACAGCUGUGUUACAAAACAUGUGGACAUACUGGGGCAAGGCAUUGAGAUGAAGCUGGAAGUAGAGGAUCCCAGGCAGCGGAGGGUUAAACUGGGAUCUCUGUUGUUGGGUCAGAAAGUGAAAAAACAGGUGGUUCUGGUCAACCGCAGCCCUGUAGACCUUUCUUUCACCCUGCAACUGAACACAAACACACCACUGGACCCUGGGGACCUGUCAUUCAGUCCAGCAGGUGAGCUGAACCUGAAAGCUGGUGGCGGUUCAUGUAACGUCGACAUCAAGUUCUCACCCCGUCAGCACAUAUCUCUCUUCAAGGCUGAGCUGCAGGCAGAGUGUGCAGGCCUUUUACACCCCCUGCUGACCAUCCAAGGCUGCUGUCAGGGUGUGGAGGUUCAGCUGGAUCAAGAUCACCUGGCCUUUGGAGCUGUAGUCCAGCGCUGCCAGGCCAGGAAGAGGAUUGUCAUGAUGAACACCGGAGACAUUGGUGCCAGGUUCCACUGGAAAACAGAGAAUUUUCCUCCGGAGUUGUCCAUCGCACCAGCUAAAGGCUAUAUCUGUCCAGGCAUGGAGGUUCCUUUUGAAGUGACUUUUGCCCCCGUGGAACUGAGUAAUGACAUGAGAUAUGAAAACUUGUCCUGCUGUGUCGACAGCUCCUCCUCACCCGUUACUCUUACUGUGACAGGCUCCUGCAUCACAGCCUCCACUAGCAAAGAGGUGGUGAGUUUUGUUUGCCCAGUACGUGGCUCUCACACCCAGACUCUGCCAGUCUUCAACCCCACAAACCAGCGGUGCAGCAUCCGACCUGUCGUUGAGGGCGAGCAGUGGAGAGUUGUGCCCUCCAUGAUCCUUGAACCCCUCCAAAACAAGACAUAUCAGAUCACCUACCGACCACUGACCAUGACUACUGAUGGAAAAAAACACCUGGGAUCAGUCUUUUUCUCCUUCCCUGAUGGGACAGGCAUGCUGUACUCCCUGCAGGGAACUGCUGAGACUCCCAAGGCAGAGGACACCAUUGUGCACGAGCUGCCUGCCAAGACUCACCACACAGAGAUGCUGCCUGUGCACAACUGGCUCUCUAAACAACAGCGGUUCCAUGUGAUGAAAGAGAUCCUGAAGCCUGACAAGGCAGAUGCUACUGUGUCCCUCAAGGGUCUAGACUACAUUGAUGUCCCUGCUCUGGCCAAAAGAGACUACAAGUUGUCUUUUUUUACAUACAGAGACGGGCACUACAGCACCAAGGUGACAUUUCAUAAUGAGGUGUCCGGUGAGUACUUGUUCUACCUCGUCAACUUCAAGGCCACAUCUCCAAGAGCCCUGUCCACCAUAGAGCUGGUGACUGCCGUCCGCCAGAGGGCCUCAGCCACUGUGCAUGUGGAGAACCCUCUGACCAUAGCGACCUGCCUCACCACUGAGUGUAAAUGCCCUGACAUCAGCGCCCCACCUCAGCACAUUGUGCCAGGACAGUCCAAGGGUGCUGUGAGCUUCGAGUACCAACCACUUCGCACAGGCGAGUCUACAGCCCGGCUGACUCUGUGUAGUAAUGAGCUGGGCUACUUCCACUACGAUCUGCUUCUCAGAGCUCUGCCCCCGCCACCGGAGAAAACCAUCCACUUCAACACUUCUCUGGGCAGCAGCCACGCCGUUCCUGUUAGGUUCACCAACUACUCCCGCUUCAAAACCGAGUACUCUUGCAAGGUCGAUUGCCCGGACUUCAUAGUGGACAAGAGUGUUGGUGCUUCGCCAGGUUUCCAGGCGGGGUCACAGGUCAGCGUGGAGGUUUGUUUCGAGCCUCAUCAGCUGGGGGAGGUGAGAGGCCAGCUCAGCCUUUCCUCAGGCAUUGGCGGUGAAUACAUCUUUCCAUUACACGGGAUCUGCCUCCCUCCCAAAGCUCAGGGCCCGUUCAGCAUCAGGGCCGGUCGCAACGUCACUAUCCCCUUCAAGAACAUAUUCCUGCAGACCACCGCUUUCUCUUUUCAGGUGGACAACCCUUCUUUCACUGUCAAAGGAGUGGACAGCAUCCUCUCCAAAAAGACCUUCAACAUCCUGGUGUCCUUUGAGGCCCCUACUGGAGGCUUUCCAGGGCCCUGGUUUGGCAAGCUGACUGUCUCCAGCCAGCGCUCAGAGGCCCACAGAAAGCCCUGCUCUUGGGUUUAUUACCUGAAGGGUUACUACCCUGAAUAAUCUUAGAGAUAUGUACACAUGGGUAUGCAGAAACACACAAAAGAAUAUACAGAUGCCAGCAUAAGCAUAAGCACCCAUUUAGACUCAAGCCUUCAUUGUUGUUAUUCUUUUUUUUAUGAUGCUUCGGUUGCAUGUGAAAAAUCCUUUAUCUGGUAACUGAGCUCCAAUGUUAAUGCCAAAAAUACAAGCUGGAAUUGCCUAUGGAUAUUUAUAUGGUUUAAAUAAUUUGUUUUCACCAAUGUGUUCCUAAAUAUUUUAAUAAUUCACUGAAUAAAUUCUGGAGAGAAAAAAAAACCUGUCCAGGACUGUCA